AUGGACGACCUCGAGCUCGAACUCGAAGACCUCGAUAGUGCUCUACCUGAGUCAGACACUCUUACGGCCCGCAUACUAGAAUCACUUUGUGAAGGGACAGCCAGUCUCAAAUCCUCAAAUGGUCAUGUUCCAUUUCUACCCGAAGGCAAGAUAGAGCAUGUUUUUACGAAGACCAAACUCACUCAAGAGCUGCGAAGAUACGAUCGCAGCCGUGUAGAAAAGCUUGGGAAAAAUCCAUGUUCCGAUACAUAUCUUAAUGAGCUCUCGGAUUGGAUCUACCAACAUGGCAAAAAGGUCCUUGCCAUCACACUGUACUGCGCGCUCGAUGAGGCUGAUACAAUGGUUGCAAUGGGUAUGUUCCGUAAAUAUAAUUUUGGUGAUAAUGAGCUUCCUGUCGGAGAGUUUGAGGAAGCUCCGGAUCACAUAUUGAAAGCCUUUCCUCAGAUCAAGAUCUCCUCUAUUGGCCGAAACAAGACAGACAUAGACAGCACAUGGGAAAGAGAAGCAGUCGUGCUGAAAGAGAUAAACAAGCUCGGGCAUCCUCAUAUCACACCAUGCAUUGCUGCUAUUCGACGAGGCGAUGGUCGAUAUUUCAUGUUUCCAUGGGCUGAUGGCGAUAACCUCCGCGACUUCUGGGAUCGCACCCACAGUAGUCCACUGACUCCUGAGCUGGUGCGGCACGCUAUUGGUCAAUUGUGCGGAUUAGCGGAGGCCCUCGAGCAACUCCACAAUAUUGAGAGGAACUCAUCAAUUCACACAAAGCCGAUUUUCGAGAUUCCUGAACUAGAGAGACCAAGCGAUAGUGUUUUCCGUAUCGCUGGCAUGGGCAUCGCCAAGAAACAUAUCGCCCGAGCCAAUUUUAGGGAGGAAAGUACGGGCCCGAUGUUUACCACUAGGCGAUACGAACCACCAGAAGCUACGCGCGUGCAAUCGCGGCUUUCCGAUAUCUGGUCGAUGGGCUGUAUCCUUUUCGAAUACAUCAUCUGGCUACUAUACGGCAAUACUGUACUGAAAGAGUUCAGUCGGGAAAUUGACAUGGAUGAAGGACGAUAUUACGAAACCCGAGUUGGAGGCCCACAUCCGGAACACGCAAUUCGCUCGGUAGUCCGUCGAUGGAUGGAGCAUAUCCGGAAAGACCCGGAAUGCUCUCAGCACUCUGCCAUAAGAGACUUACUAGAUAUCGUACAGAACAAACUUCUCGUCGUC
Molecule: messenger RNA, 1206 nt
Organism: Paraphaeosphaeria sporulosa
Lineage: Eukaryota; Fungi; Ascomycota; Dothideomycetes; Pleosporales; Didymosphaeriaceae
Exons: 3
Biological process (GO): peptidyl-threonine phosphorylation; peptidyl-serine phosphorylation
Molecular function (GO): ATP binding; protein serine/threonine kinase activity
Source: RefSeq, a predicted model, not a curated record